Sesamum indicum (sesame) is the source of this 1800-nucleotide messenger RNA. The record is from RefSeq and is a predicted model, not a curated record. NCBI's taxonomy places the organism in Eukaryota, Viridiplantae, Streptophyta, Magnoliopsida, Lamiales, Pedaliaceae.
CUAUACUUUUCUUUCUCUCAACAACAAAUAAUCAUCCGUCUUGGCUUGGAGCUUUGAUUAGUUUCUCAGGAAUCCUUUAUUGUUCUGGGCUUUGAUUUCUUUCUCUUCUUCUUGGGUAUUAAUCUUCAACCUUCGCUCUUUUCAAUGAAGGUUUCGGUUGAAAUUUUUAUCACUUGGAGCUGAAGAAGUGGAUCAACAUGCCGUGGGGAUCUCCAAACUAUUUUGGGAAGUGCGUGCGAUUGGUUGUGUUUUUCCUCGUCAUUCUGUAAUCUGAUUUCAUUUGGUCAAUUUUGACAAUCUGUCGCUUAUCAGUUGAUUUGUAUACUGGCCAUACUUAAUUUUGGUGGGAGGAGUGAGAAUGCGCAUUGCAGUUGCACGAAAGAAAUAUCAGAAAGUGAAAGAACUUGGAAAAAUUAACAUGAAUGUUGGGAGCAUUGCUUUUUACCAAUUGAUGCAAGUUCGUCAGGCUGAGUAUUUCCGUCAGUUGCUUAAACCUGUUACGUAGUCUUGUUAACUGAACGUGUCUGGAUAUUGGGAUUGACGGUUUUGUGCUCUGGUUGGGUGUACUGAUGAAGUACUGAACACAAACUAUAGAUAAGACUUGUCUCCUCUCUUCAGCCAUGAUGGAUACGCCAUAGGUGUAUCAAAAAUCUCUUGCUAAUUAUUUCCUUCUCCUAAAAUUUGCACCUCACUUGAAAUUGGACAGUUACCUUUUUCAGAAGCUUGUUUCAUAAACCCACGCUCUCAUGCAUAGUGACCAACCAUACUUUCCCAGAAAGCCAAUGCUUCCUCUUUGUGAUCAAGUGGGCUACUACAUGCAAAAUCCUCCUAUGGCAUCUGCCUUUAAUGGUUUUGUGCCACCUGGGGUUAAACCUCUUAUGCCAUUCUCUAAUGUUGAUAUCCAACCUUCUGAUGCCUGCCCUAGAAACUUUAUUAUCUUUGACCAAACUAAUAAUAGAAGCCAAAUCAUGUUCCAUCCUGAAAUAAACUCGAAAUUCUUUUGCCCUGGCCUUGGCGUUGAUACAUCUAUGUUACGGGACAAUGUUGAACAAAAGGACUCAAAUGAUGAGAGAAAAGUUGCAUCUUCAUCCAAAGAAGAUUCUGAUGAUAUCGAUGCCCUUCUGAGUACAGAAUAUGAAGAAAAUGAAGAAUGUGACGAUGAUGAGGUGAGCACAGCACGAACAGGUGCAGUUUACGAGUGCAAUUCUCCAGAUUCGUGCUCCAAUUAUGAGUCGCCGUCAAAAAAGAGCAGGCCGUUUGUAAGGAAGUCUUCUGGCAGUCGUGGCAGUGAAAAGAAGCGGCAGAGAAUGAGGAAGAUGGUGAAAGCAUUGAGAGGAAUUGUUCCUGGCGCCAAUAGGAUGAGUACUGUGGCUGUUCUCGAUGAAGCUGUUCGGUAUCUAAAGUCUCUCAGGGUAGAAGUGCAGAAGCUGGAAGUUGGGAACUCGAAAGGGUAAUCUCAAACUCAUUUCAAUUGCCCAGACCAGCUAUGAGAUUCUUGCAAUGUAUCAAGUCUGCCCCUGUUGCCUAAAUAUUUCAGCCGAAGACUGUCCUCAUUUGUGGGUGAGUACAAUGAAUGUAAUAUUUCCCUCGUACUAAUUAAUCUAGUUAAUAGUUAAUGUGUAAUAGGUUAAAUCAUGUCUAUUUAUGCUGCAGUAAAUCCAACUUCUACCUGGUAUAUUGUCUGUAUCACUACAGCCGCUGUUAAUGUUGGAUGAUUGUCCUGCUGUUGUACUACCGCCACCUAUAAAUCUAGAUUUUAUAGUUUAUGUAUUUGUUAUAUCAGUUCCUUUUCUAUUUUCA